Beta vulgaris subsp. vulgaris (sugar beet) is the source of this 2929-nucleotide messenger RNA. Its product is annotated as calcium-dependent protein kinase 2. Gene Ontology annotation, cellular component: nucleus; cytoplasm. The transcript is spliced from 8 exons. Gene Ontology annotation, biological process: protein autophosphorylation; intracellular signal transduction; peptidyl-serine phosphorylation. The record is from RefSeq and is a predicted model, not a curated record. Gene Ontology annotation, molecular function: calcium-dependent protein serine/threonine kinase activity; calcium/calmodulin-dependent protein kinase activity; calmodulin binding. The coding region runs from base 783 to 2549 and encodes 588 amino acids. Lineage: Eukaryota; Viridiplantae; Streptophyta; Magnoliopsida; Caryophyllales; Amaranthaceae.
GGAGAAAGAGGAGCGUGAGAGUUUGAGAGAGAGAGGAGAGGGGAAUUAAUCGCGUGCGGCGUGUCCCUUUUUCGUUCCAACGUUUUUUUUUUCGUUUGUUUUUUAAGCUGAUAUCAUUUUUUGAAUUUGGGUAUACGGCGGUACCCCAUGUACCCCUCUGGCUGGAUCCACCAUUGGGUCGGACCGCGAGCAAAUUUUUUUUGCCCAAACUUGUCCAAAAUCGAGCGGAGCCCACAGACCGAGCUGAUUUGAUCAGCUUUAUCUGAUCUCACCACUUAACUUUUUACACAUUCAAAAAUGGUUUAACCACGUUUUUGAAGCUUCUAUGAACUUCAAUGUUCUAAUAAUGUUAAUGGGAACUCUUCAAUAGAAAAAGAAAACAUAGAAAAAAACAUCUGUUGCGCGAGUGGACAGGAGUGACGACUGUAAAUUCAGCUAGUGAGUCAACAACCCAAAAGACAAACAACAAAAAAAAAAAAAAAAAAAAAAAAACCGUCCGUUGUUUUCAACUUCCCAUCUCUCAAGUUAUCUGUUUUUCUAGGAAUCUCUCUCUUUUGAAUGAUCAAUCAAAGCAUCAAAAAAAUCUGAUCUUGGAUAUCAAUUCCUAAAUCCAAGCUUUAUUCUUUCUCCCAAAAUUCAGUUUCUUUGCAAAACUUUAACUGUACUUUACACCAAAAAGUACUAGUAGAAAGUAGAAACUCAAACUCAAUCAAUUGCAAAAUCAUCAACAAUUUUAUUCCUGGAUUAUUCUUUUGUAAAAUCUUGCCAAAAAGAGCACAAAUAUGGGUUGUUGUGCAAGUAGAAGCAAAGUUUCACAAGGGAAAAUCAAUGGGCUUAGAUCAGAGAAAAGGGAAAAUAGUUCAGCAACAACUUCAAGCAACCCACAAAAUUUUCAACAACAUCAGCCACAACAAUGGCAACAUCAUCAACAACAACAACCACCACAGCAACAAAGGCAGCAAAUUGUUGUUGAACAACAAAAACCAAAUACCCAAUUCACCCAACAACAACAACAACAACAACAACAACAACAACAACAACAACAACAACAACAACAACAACAACAAAGGUAUAAUCAACCUCAAUCCCAACAACCCAAUUCCCAAUUUAAGCCAUUAGAGCCAAAACCUAGGCUUUUAAUUGCUGCCCCACCUCCUGAUACUAUAUUGGGUAAACCAUAUGAAGAUAUUAGGUCAAAUUAUAGACUUGGGAAAGAAUUGGGUAGGGGUCAAUUUGGGAUUACUUAUUUGUGUACUGAGAAUUCAACUGGGCAAACUUAUGCUUGUAAAUCAAUUUUGAAGAGGAAAUUGGUGACUAGUGCUGAUAAAGAGGAUAUUAAGAGAGAGAUUCAGAUAUUGCAGCAUUUAUCAGGGCAGCCUAAUAUUGUGGAAUUUAAGGGUGUUUAUGAGGAUAGGCAAUCUGUUCAUGUGGUGAUGGAACUUUGUGCUGGUGGGGAGUUGUUUGAUAGGAUUAUUGCUCAGGGGCAUUACUCAGAGCGAGCCGCCGCUUCAAUUUGUAGGCAGAUUGUGAAGGUUGUUCAGAUUUGCAACUUUAUGGGUGUGUUACACCGUGAUCUUAAGCCCGAAAAUUUCUUAUUGUCUAGCAAGGAUGAAGGUGCAAUGCUGAAAGCCACUGAUUUUGGGUUGUCAGUAUUCAUUGAAGAAGGGAAGGUGUAUCGUGAUGUAGUGGGCAGUGCUUACUAUGUUGCUCCUGAAGUACUUCGGAGAAACUAUGGUAAGGAAAUCGAUAUAUGGAGUGCAGGAAUUAUGCUGUAUAUUCUGCUCAGUGGUGUCCCACCUUUUUGGGCUGAAAAUGAGAGAGGUAUAUUUGAUACCAUACUGAAAGGAGAACUUGACUUUGAAAGUGACCCAUGGCCAUCUAUAUCAAAAAGUGCAAAGGACCUUGUCAAGAAGAUGUUGAACCCGAAUCCAAAGAAGCGGAUCACCCCUGCAGAAGUUCUUGAUCAUCCUUGGAUGAGAGAAGGCGGAGAAGCGUCAGACAAGCCAAUAGAUAGUGCAGUGCUCUCUAGAAUGAAACAGUUUAGGGCAAUGAAUAAGCUCAAGAAGCUAGCUUUGAAGGUUAUUGCAGAAAAUAUGUCGGAGGAGGAUAUAAUGGGUUUUAAAGCCAUGUUUGCUAACAUGGAUACAGACAAGAGUGGUUCAAUAACAUAUGAUGAGCUUAAAAAAGGAUUGGCUCAACUUGGGUCAAAGCUUACUGAAGCUGAAGUCAAGCAACUUAUGGAAGCCGCCGAUGUUGAUGGAAAUGGGACAAUUGACUACACGGAAUUCAUAACUGCAACAAUGAAUCGACACAGAUUGGAAACAGAUGAAAAUCUAUCAAAAGCAUUUCGAUACUUUGACAAGGAUAAUAGUGGAUUCAUUACAAUGGAUGAACUGGAAGUUGCCAUGAUGGAAUAUGGAAUCGCUGAUGAAAGCAGCAUUAAGGAAAUUCUCUCUGAAGUCGAUACUGAUAACGAUGGGCGAAUCAACUACGAAGAAUUUUGCACUAUGAUGAGAAGUGGUACAACACAGCAAGUAAAACUGUUCUAGUUCCGGAAUCAGUUCAUAUAAGUAGGAAGGUUUUCCAUAGUCAGACUGGUAUCCUAGUGAUCAAAUUAUUUUAAGGCGGGAGCUGCAGAAACCUUGUCUACGGAAAAAAUUCACUCUGCAUUCGCAGAAAGUUUGAACAUAUGUGUAUAUGUACUUUCGUUCCAUAGAUUUUGUUUGUAUUUUAGGCCUUCUUUUCUGCAUUUCUGCUUGAAGCAGAGUAAUUUUGUACUUGUAUUUUAGAUAAACCAUCACAAUUCUUAAUAGUAAGUAAGAGCUUCUUGUCGUCUAAAUGAAGAAAUAGUUGUUCAAUUCUUUUGAAGAAGAAAACCAACAGAGGAUUAUAUUUUCCUUGGAUUAGUGAUGUUUUACCAAGGCUUUAA